Molecule: messenger RNA, 5030 nt
Organism: Gadus chalcogrammus (walleye pollock)
Lineage: Eukaryota; Metazoa; Chordata; Actinopteri; Gadiformes; Gadidae
Product: F-box only protein 30-like
Exons: 3
Coding region: 485-2794 (769 amino acids)
Molecular function (GO): protein binding; ubiquitin protein ligase activity; zinc ion binding
Source: RefSeq, a predicted model, not a curated record
UACCGGUAUUUGGAAACAAAAUGCAGCAACAACAAUAUACGUGGAUUAACAGCUAUCAUACAAUGUUAAAGUGAUAUACUGUCUUUGCAUUGUUCAUGCAGACAAUGAAAACCAAAUGUAAAGUUUCUAUAAAUACUUAUAUGCGUUUAUUUUAAAAGAUAACGAAGCCUUGAUAUCCACGAGUUUUUUAUGACCUAUUCGUUAACCGAGACCCGCCUAUCAGUCACUCGUGUCCUGGGGCAAGGGGCCGCCGUUAAUGAGCCACCGCGACCGCGGUCCGUCGCACUGUGAGCAACGCUACGUCAGAGGGAGCGGUGGGACGUCUCCAGACUAUAGCCUGCUGCUACCACUAGCGGCGGUGGUUCUUUACUAUCUAGUGACAAAGUAUAAUCGAAUGGAUAAAAAUAAACGAGUGGGUCGCCAAUAAAUGCAAAGUGUACCCUGAUCGGCGACGGCAUCAUCAACCUCCACCCGUGCCUAGACGAUGGAGGCACCCCACGAGCACUGCGCGUCCUGCGUGAACCUGCGGUGCACGACGAAACCCGUAGCGGGCGCUUCCUGUGACCUCACGGCCUGUCCGCUGGCCUGCGGUGCUACGUUCCACUCCUGUAAGAGCGCCGAGCAUCGCCUCCUCUGCCCGCUGGAGAGGGUUCCCUGCCUGAACAGCGGCUUCGGCUGCCCCAUCACCCUGGUGCGCCAGAGGAUGGCCUCCCACCUGGAGGUCUGUCCAGCGGGCCUGGUGUGCUGCACCAUGGAGUGGAACAGGUGGCCGGUCAGUAGUCUGGACUACACCUCUCAGCUGAGCCGCUGCAGCAGCAGUGGGGGUGGUGUGGAGGAGCCGGAGCAGCUGGACAUGGCGCUCGCCCUGCAGGACCAGCGCAUGCUGCUCGAGUCCCUGAAGGUGGUUGCCAUGGCGCCCACGAGGUGGGAGCCGGCUGUUGCCAGGACUAAAGUGCGCGGGGCUGUGCGUAUGGAUCUGCCAGAAUCAGCCCCUGAGGCGUCGGCCUCGUCCUCCUGCGAAAGUGUGCAUCGGCCCUCGCCGGGCUUGGCUCCGCCUCUUCCGCCCGGCUCAGCCAAGGAGAGGAUAGCCAAUGGGAUCGACGGUUUAACUGAUGAGCACUAUGGUCGGCUCUACGAGGCCACGCUGGAGACCGCCAGGAGCCUGGCGGCCGCUCUAGACGUGUUCCGCGCCGCCAACGCCCUCGAGUGCGGAGGAGGGGCGGGGGGCCAGAGAGGGGAGAGCGACGCCAGGGGAGGAAAGCUAACCAACGGGCUCGACGUGGCCGAAGAGGCCAGCGCCGUCGACGGCGAGCAAGAGCGCUGCCGUUGUCACGGCUGUCUGACCACCAGCGCUUGUCAUCUUGGAACGCAGUUGCCAGGUGAGCCGUCGCCGGGGACGACAGGCUCCACAGCACGCCGCGGCCAGGACCAGGAAGACCCAAACACGGUCCCCCCUCCCCCACAGGGGAAUCCUAAGGAGCCGUGCGUAGCGCCGUACGACCGGCCCCACGUGGUCCCGGGCAUUGCACAGAGGGCUGGUCACGUGAUCCUGGAGGACAGGGGGCUGGCUGUCUUGGACGCCAGGGGAACUGAACACCGCCCCAACAAACCCCCGGGGUUUCGACAUGUCGUAGGGCCGCUUGCAUCGGCCGCCGGCCGGAGGGGCCCCCUCCCUGACCGAUCCCAUCCCACCUCGCCCCCCUCGUUGGAGGACCGUUCGGUGGACACGUCAGACCUUGAGCAGGGGGCGGUCGAAUCGACGGGCCUGGGGGAGAUGGACCCAGUGGCAGCCGCCCUCCUCUUCUGCCUGGAGGAGUCCAGGGAGUGCCGGCGGAUAUCGGACAAGGUGCGCGUGGACGGACGCCGCGUGGACGUCGGCACGCAGACCUUCACCUUCCCGGCGGCCAUUUUGGUCACCAACACCAGAGUGGGCGAAAUGGCCUCGGCCUCCGCGUGCGACCAUGCCGCGCACCAGCUGUCGUGCCCCAGCCCCCUGCGCACACUCCGCCUGGGCCUGGCCCUGGAGAGCCUGGAGGUGGAGGUCCCCCACGGGCGCUUCCUCCCGUUCCAGCCCCCCUACCAGCACACCUUCUCCUUCCUGUGCGGCCAGGCCUUCCGCAGGGACCAGUUCUCCUGGCACUCGGCAAACGUCCACGCAGACAUCCACGCCGGCCUCAGCGGCUGGAUGGAGCACCGCUGCCCCCUGGCGUACUACGGGUGCACCUUCUCCCAGCGCAGGCUGGGCCCCGCCGGCCAGGAGGGCCGGGGGGCAGCCAGGGUGGUCCACGACGGGAGGCUGCAGUCCUUCGGCGUGCGGCCAUGCCCCGGCACUCCCCUUCUCCACGAUGGCCCGCGGUCGGACCAGCUCACAGGACUUCCCAUGGAGAUCCUGUGGCACAUCGCCGGAUUCCUGGACAGCUUCAGUCUGUGCCAGAUGUCUGUGGUGUCCCGUGGCAUGAGGGACGUGUGUUCCAGUCUGCUCCAGACCAGGGGCGUGGUGGACCUGCAGUGGGAGAGGAGGCUGGGCCCCCAAGGCACCGUCUGCUGGCACGUUAAAAACAAAGUGUGGAGAUUCAGCACGGCCUUCAGCGCCGUCACCAAGUGGCGCUUCAGCGACCUGCCCAGCAUGUCGGACCACCUCAGGGAAUGCCGCUUCAACACGCCGGAGCCCCAGACCGAGCCCGUGCCUCUACCGGCCAUGUGCACGGCGCGCGACCGGCAAUCCCUCCGGCGCCUGCUUCGCCCCGUGACCCAAUGCCACCACGUCACGUGUCCGUCGCCACACGCUUUAUGAACACAACGUGGCUUUAAUACUUCACCGUCUAGUUUUUUUUUUUUUUUUUGCACAACAUGAAUCACAGAAUGUGUCUUAUUCAGGAGCUGCAGGAGACGACUGCCUUAAUAAAUUGAAGUAAACGGUGAUCGUAACCUGAUCACACACUGGCAAAUGGGAAACAUGCAUUAGGGAACGUUCGGCCAGAUCACCCAUGACGACUGGAUCAUAGUUACCCAGAUGAAUCUCGGGUGUUUUCUACAACUACCUGGUAGCUAGGCUGAGAUGAGAACACUGAAGCUAUGCUCGCACUUUAAAAACCUCCCGUCACUCCCUCCCUCUUCCAAAAAAAUCGAAUGGUUAUAUUAAUGUGCUUCACCUGGAAACACACCAGCAAAACGGAUGCCGGAUUUAAUUCAAUGUUUUAUUAAAGGUACAUUUCUGAGUUACACUGGUUUCUUAAUUGUGUAUAUAUAUAUGCUCUCACCUGCCUUGCCAGUUUUUUUUUAUCUAGCUUUCAAAUGUUUGAGCCAAUGCCUUGGUAUAGAUUUUGCCAUUGUUUCUCAUUAUUCAUAAUGUCCACUUAGUGGAGACAAAUGCUUGUUUUGACAAGAGCAAGUACAUGAGUAAUAAUUAUCUUGCACCAUUCAGGCUCCUCUCAAUAGACACUCAGCAGCUGACCUAAUGUCCCGAAUCUACAUCGGGUGAUACUUGUUGAUUUUCUUUUUGGGUACAGCUUUCUCUGCAUUUUCUGACAUAACCAACAGGGAUUGAAUUUUCAUGAAAUGCCGUUUGUCAUAAAGUAAAAGCAGUGGCUUUAAAUUGGGACAGAUUGUCAUUUAUGUGGAUAGCAUAACCGAAAGAAACAUUGAGUCGGUUUAAUUUAGAAUAAUAAAACUUUCUGAGUCACCAAAAAUAAGAGAACAGUAAUGAAUCAUAGCGUUGGUUUAUUGAGCACAAUUGUUUUUUUUAAGAAAAUUAAAACCUUCCUUUGGAUUUCUUUUCAAAGCUACCGCUACUGUGAACGUUACAGUAUUUUGAAAAAAUAUAUAUAAAUCAAAAUAGUACCCCAUGUACACUACAUUUAUUCAAUUAAGAGUUGCUCAGCUUCUUCAAGGGCUUUUUCCAUUUCCAGAACCUGUAGGGAAAAGUCCUCUCUUUCCUGCAUGACAUGUUCUCCUUCUCCAUGUAGAUCUGCUAUGGCCGUUUGGAAUACCUAAACAUAGUUUAAAGGGAUACAUGUUAGUAACGUCAGCUAACAGUUAAAAAAAAACAAAACUGCUGAUAGGGAUAAAAUAAAUACCCCAAUCAGCUGGCAAAUGUUAUUUGAGAAAAAAAAAUUAGAAGAAUGCCUGGUAUGAUCCAACAGAUUCCCUUACUUUUAGUUGUUCAAGUUGCUUUGUGCCGAUAUCGGUGAAGUUCCCGAGUUCUUUUAUAAGGUCUCUGGAUAUGUUCUGAAAUUCAGAUCAUGCAUGACAACUCCUUCCUAGUAUUGGAAAUUCGUGUAGCAGAAUUGCAUAAACAGAUAUUCAUGUCAAGCCAGCGGCAAAAUAAAUCAGAGUAAAUUAAUAAAUACCUACCAACACUUCUUUUCCCUGAUUUUUAGAAGGUUGGGCAAUGGCAUCACCUGAAACUAAAACAUUCGCCCCGUUAUUCAUGGCCAUUUAAAAACAGCAAUAAUUUAGUUGGCUAUAUUGUUUCAAGUCCAAGCUCAUGUUCAUGUACCUGGGUCUAUCUUUCCAGCCACUAGGAGAACGUGACAGUCAUUAAGGCGUUUCUGGAUAUCUGCAUUUUCCUUCUCCAGGUCUUUGAACUGCAGUCCCAGCUCAGUAACUUUUUGCUGCAAAAAACAACAACACUGAAGUUAAGCAAUGCCUCUGGUAUGGGUUGACAUUUAGACAACUUUAAUGGAAGAAUGAUUGUAUUUUUUCAUUGUAGAUUGGCAAGUAUAUCAAUCAGGACCUACAAAUGACACUGAUUAAAUUAAUACCUUUUUGACUGUUUGCACAAAAAUGCAAUACAAAUUAUCGAAAAUAGGUACAUUGAGCUAGAGAAGAUAUAUUUAGUUUGUGAAGACCUGGAAGGGUGAAAAUAUUUACCUGGGACUCCGUGAGACUGUUCUGCAGCUGCUCAUUCGAAACCAACAAAAGCUGGUUCUGGUCCUUCAGCUCUGCCUGCUGCCCAUAUCUAGUGGACGCUCUAUCAAAGAGUAGGCAAUGUAAAGUCAUUCUACAUGAUGUUCAUGAUAACGUUUAAU